AUGAGCGGAGGAAAACACGGAUCGAAACUAGAUGUAAGUGAACACACAAAAAUGUUAAGAAAAAUUUACGGAAAAAUCAGUUUUCCAGAAUUUCCGAAUCAUCGAACAAAUUGGGGAAGGCGGAUUCGGUGUUGUGUAUUCCGCGGAACGAGAAAAUGGCGAAAAGGUGGCGAUCAAAAAGGUAAAUGAUAAUUAACUUGAACAACUAUUGCACGGUUGCUCUUUUUUUCAGAUAUCUCGGCGGGCUCUCCAGUCUCGAGUCACUGCUGAAAUUCAGGCGAUGAAAAAGAUGAAGCACCGGAAUAUCGUGCAGUAUAUCGAUGAUUUCACAGAAAACGGAGAGACGUACGUGGUCAUGGAACUCUGUGAACACGGCUCUUUACGAAGUUACGUAAAAGAGCACGGGCCCCUGAGUGAACCGUCGGCUGUUUAUGUCUUUCGCCAACUGCACGCCGCCGUCAGCUACAUGCACAGAGACAAGCUCAUCCAUCGGGAUCUCUCCGCCGGGAACGUAUUCAUCAAGGAGAUCCGGCAGACCGAUCGAUUGAUUGUGAAAAUCGGAGACUUUGGUCUCGCGACGAACCUCGGCCGAGGGGAGAUCGCUCAGACAAUCGUCGGCACUCCCGGCUACAUUGCUCCGGACGUAAUGCGUCAGAAUUACAGUCAGGGAGCCGAUGUGUACUCGCUCGGGAAGGUGCUUUAUACAAUGCUCACUGCCAAGGAUCCUCCUCAAAAUGGACGAUUGUCGACUGAGGAUUUGUCCCCGAACGCUGCCGAUUUGAUAAAGGAGAUGACGAAUCCAGACGAGACGAGGAGAAUUCGACUGUCAGAGAUUGUGAUGAGGGACUUUAUGAAAGAAAAUACCGACGACAAAUCUCGACAGUUCUCGAGGGAUUCUAAGGAUGCGCGGCUUCGCUCACGGUCACGCGACGGACAGUCGCAGGACAGAAGACUUCUCGCGAGGUCGUGUAGUCAACCGGCAGUGCUCUCCGGAAGGGGAAUGGGCAUCACGAACCGUCCCGUUCAUGACAGGGUACGUCGCGGACGCAGUUAGGGCCAUUAAUCCUUUCGAUUUCAGAGACCAACAACAUCUGGACGAGCAAUGGAAUUGGAUCGUUACGAGAGAGGACGAGGGCUCGAAAGACCGAGAGAACGGCGGGAUCCGGAAGAAAAAGAAGGCAUCUGGCCGCUGCGAAUGGAUCGAUUGAGUGGACAGAGAGUGCGAACGGACGGCGGGCGGUACAUUGUGGAGAUGGACACUAGGUGCCGGUUCGAAGUGGCUGCUAAGGGGAACAUUAUCAGUCGCAUUCUGGUUGUGGACUUUGAUCAGCAUCACAGGAGGCAAAAGGUCUAUGUGCAUCGGAUUGGAAGGCGACAAGUACGAGAGAGGGAGGAGGGAGACGAUCUGAUCGAACUGACCUCCGACCCGGAAGUCUUUACAGAGUAA
This is a messenger RNA of Caenorhabditis sp. 36 PRJEB53466, 1447 nucleotides long. The record is from the annotation of a GenBank genome assembly. NCBI's taxonomy places the organism in Eukaryota, Metazoa, Nematoda, Chromadorea, Rhabditida, Rhabditidae.